This is a messenger RNA of Schizophyllum commune H4-8, 1902 nucleotides long. RefSeq names its product RNA-binding protein Nrd1. Gene Ontology annotation, cellular component: cytoplasmic stress granule. Gene Ontology annotation, molecular function: mRNA binding. Gene Ontology annotation, biological process: mRNA splicing, via spliceosome. The record is from RefSeq and is a predicted model, not a curated record. Lineage: Eukaryota; Fungi; Basidiomycota; Agaricomycetes; Agaricales; Schizophyllaceae. The transcript has 6 exons. The coding region runs from base 1 to 1902 and encodes 633 amino acids.
AUGGACGACACCCAGUUUGCGACCCAAUACCCCUCCUCCUACUCGACGUUUGACCUCGACAUGAUGAAGCGCUCCAUGGACGCCGUCGGUGGUCCUGACGCGAAAAAGGCGCGCUGGUCCCCCACGUCGUUCGCCAACGGCAACCCGGUAACCCCGUCGACGCAGGAUGCGUUCGCCAACUACGGGUACGGGCCGCAGGCGAGCAUCUCGCAGCAGCAGCAACAUCCCCUCAGCUACCCGUCCGGGGGCUCGCCCGGCAACACCUACAGCGGGAACCACCUCUACACGACGCCGACGCUCACGAUCAACACGCAGUCGAACGGGGUGAACAUGGCGUCGCAGCUGAGCCCGAACACGGCCGCCUUCGGGCAGCCGCAGACGCCCAACCCGGGCGGCCAGCCGAGCCCGAACGGGAACUACAACUUUGGGAUGUACAACAUGCUUGGGAUGGGGAUGCCCGGGAUGCUUGGUGGCUUUUAUGGCUCGCAAAUGGCGAGUUUCCCCCAGUCGCCAUACUCUCCUGUCGCGUUGUCAGCGGCCCUCGCCGGCGGCGGAAACCAGCCGAUCCAACGCACCGUCUACAUUGGCAACCUCCCCUCCUCCGCCUCCGUCGACGAGCUCCUCAACCUUGUCCACUUCGGGCCACUCGAGUCCAUCCGCGUCCUCCCCGACAAGUCCUGCGUCUUCCUCUCCUUCCUCGACCAGCAGACUGCCAGCCUCUUCCACGCCGACGCUACGGUCAAGAAGCUCACGCUCCACGGCCAGGAGCUCAAGAUUGGCUGGGGCAAGCCCAGCACGGUGCCGCAGCAGGUGACGCUCGCGAUCCAGCAGAGCAACGCCAGCCGUAAUGUGUACCUGGGUGGCCUCGACGAGGGGUUGACGGAGGAGUUGCUGCGUAAGGACCUGCAGCGCUUCGGCCUCAUCGACCAGGUCAAGAUUGUCCGCGACAAGAACAUUGGGUUCGUCCACUUCCUUAGCAUCAGCACCGCGACGAAGGUCGUCAACACCCUCCCGACGGAGCCCGCAUGGGCCGGCAAGCGCGUCAACUACGGCAAGGACCGCUGCGCGUACGUGCCCAAGUCGCAGCAGGCCGCCGCCCAGAACGCGCAGGCGUUCGCCGCGCAGACGAUCGUCGCGAACCAGGCGAUGAACUCGCCCGCGAGCGCCGGCUUCUACGGCGGCUUCAACGCGCCCGACCAGGGCAACCGCACCGUGUACAUCGGCAACAUCCACCCGGAGACGACGACGGAGGAGCUGUGCAACGCGAUCCGCGGCGGCAUGCUGCAGACGAUUCGGUAUAUGCAGGACAAGCAUAUCGCGUUCGUGACCUUCGUGGACACGACCGCGGCGUACACGUUCUACAACGUGUCGACGUACCAGGGCCUCACGCUCAACAACCGCCGCCUCAAGAUUGGCUGGGGCAAGAACAGCGGGCCGCUGUCGCCCUCGCUCGCCGUCGCCGUGCACUCGGGCGCCACGCGCAACGUGUACAUCGGCAACAUCGAGGACUUCGAGACCUUCACCGAGGAGCGCCUCAAGCGCGACUUUGGCGAGUACGGCGAUAUCGAGCUGGUGAACUUCUUGAAGGAGAAGAACUGCGCCUUCGUCAACUUUACGAACAUCGCGAACGCCAUCAAGGCGAUCGAGGGCAUCAAGAACAAGCCCGAGUACGCGAACCUGCGCAUCGCGCACGGGAAGGACCGCUGCGCCAACCCGCCGCGCUCGGGCCCGCAGGGCGGCGCGGGCAAGCACCACAACCGCCACGGGCACGGCCACGGGAACAACCACCAGGGCGAGGGCCUUCCGCCACCCGAGAUCACCGUCAAGGAGGAGUUCACCACCAUCAAGGAGGACACGCUGAAGGAGGAGCCGGCCGCCGCGGGCGUCGUCGCCGCUGCAUAA